Plasmodium berghei ANKA is the source of this 774-nucleotide messenger RNA. Its product is annotated as CCR4-associated factor 16, putative. The transcript has 6 exons. Lineage: Eukaryota; Apicomplexa; Aconoidasida; Haemosporida; Plasmodiidae. Gene Ontology annotation, molecular function: ATP binding; ATP hydrolysis activity. Bases 1 to 774 code for a protein of 257 amino acids. The record is from RefSeq and is a predicted model, not a curated record.
AUGGAUAGCAUCAUAAUUAACAACUUAACUUAUAAUUAUUAUCACCCACUACGAAAAACACGAAUUCAGGCUCUAAGCGAUUUAAACCUUGUAUUUGAAAAGGGUAUGCGAAUUCUUGUUUGUGGAAAAAAUGGAGCUGGAAAAAGUACCUUAUUAAGCAUUUUAGCUGGAAAAAAGCUUGUAAAAGAGGAAUCUGUUUCAGUUUUUAAUAAACCAGUUUUCCACGACCUUUCAUUAAACGAUAGAAUAGGAUAUGUUGGAGAAUGGUGGAAUGAUGAAUAUGCCAUGAACAUCACAAUUAAAAGCAUGUUUGCUCAAUAUGCUGAUUCGAAGAGAUAUAAAAAAUUAAUGAAAUUGUUUGACAUAGAUGAUAGUAAAGUUAUAUCUGGUAUUUCUAAGGGACAGAAAAAAAAAGUUCAAAUUGUAUCUACUAUAAUUAAAAGAAAAGAUAUUUAUAUUUUUGAUGAAGCAGCAGAAUCCUUAGAUUUAAUAUCUAGAAAAGUUUUACUCGAUUUUUUGAAAAAUGAAUCUAUUAAAUACAAGUGUAUUAUAAUUUAUUCAACUCACAUAUUUGAUUGUAUGGACAAAUGGUCUACCCAUGUUUUAUAUUUGGCAAAAGGGUCAAUAUCUUUUUUUUCAGAUAUAAACAGUAUUGUAAGUGAUAACAAAUACAUUUCAAUGGCUGAUUUUGUUUUUGACAAUAUGAUGGAUGAGACAAACAAAAAUGAUAAAACUUACAAUAUUGAAGAAAUUUUGAAUCUAGAUUCUGAAUAG